Molecule: messenger RNA, 3026 nt
Organism: Bradysia coprophila
Lineage: Eukaryota; Metazoa; Arthropoda; Insecta; Diptera; Sciaridae
Gene: Mms19
Product: MMS19 nucleotide excision repair protein
Cellular component (GO): cytosolic [4Fe-4S] assembly targeting complex
Source: RefSeq, a predicted model, not a curated record
UUGACAUUCAUGACACAUUAAAAUCAUAAAUAAAGAGUGUGUGUAGUGCUCGUUGGUUGAACUGUGUACCAAAUACAAAACAAUUGCCUGGCCACUAUUUCGUUCUUUAAAAUGACAUUUAACGUUACGGAAGAGUCUAUAAAAAGGGCUCUAGAGAAUGGUGAUCAUUUUAGUGAAGCGGUCAGAGAUAUUAGUCAUGACAUUGAAUCCAAGAAGACAGACAUCUCAACACUUGUCGAAAGUCUCGGAUUUGCAUUGAUCUCUACCGAAGUAGAAUUGCGAGCCAAAGCAACCAAUUUCUUGUCUACUGUUAUGGCUACCCUGCCAAAGGAAUUGCUCAACGAUGUGCAGCUCAAUUUCAUAUCCACUUUCUACUGCGACCGGUUAAAAGAUCAUCAUUCGGUUAUGCCCGGCGUAUUCACUGGCAUGGUGGCAUUGGCUUCGAUGAAAAAUUUGCCACAAGGGUCGACAACGCGACUGCUACAGUCAAUGUUUCAACACAUCUCGUGCCAGAGUCAGGUUCGAGAAGAUCGAGAGAAGAUUUUCGAAUUUUUGCGCAUUGUUUCGGAACGGCAAUCUGAAGAACUGCUUGCAAUGGGACCGGACUUCGUUUACGGUGUCAUCAAUUCCAUUGAUGGCGAACGGGAUCCACGAAUUUUGAUUCAAAUUUUCGACUUUUUGCCGGCAUUUUUCCGUCGAUAUCCUCUGCGCCAUUUGGCUGAAGAAUUUUUCGAGGUGUGCGCUUGUUACUUUCCCGUCGAUUUUCAUCCCGCUCCCAACGAUCCAGCCGCAAUAACACGCGACAAAUUAGCGGAAAAACUGGCCAAUUGUUUGUGCGGAACGGAAGACUUUGCUGAAUUUUGCAUACCGCUUCUGUUGGAGAAGCUGGACAGUGGACUGAAUGUGGCAAAGUUGGACUCGUUACGUUUGCUGACCAAGGCAUCGACAGCAUUCAAAGCAUCAGACAUUGAGUCACAAUUCACCAGCAUUUGGUUAGCGCUAAAAGUUGAAUUAUUGCCGGGCACAAGCAAGGACGUCACAGUCGCUGCAUUGAACACGCUACAAGAGUUGAUCAAAAAUGUUGCCGUCGAUGAAGCGACGGGCUCUAACCUUCUGACAACGAUAUUCGACACAAUUUUACAGUCUCUUGCUGACGUAGACGCACGACUAUUCAUUCCUUCAACUGCCGUCGCAUUGGUUUGUGCGAGAGGGAAUACAUUUUCUGCCAAGAUUGUGAGCAGCAAGGUAUUGCCAGUGUUCUUAACGCAAAUUCGUAUCAAUUCGGAGAAAACGGUUCAGCGAUGCACUCUUAUCGAUUUUGUGGCAAAAUUUCUCGUGGUUUGCAACGUCAAUGGUAAAUUGAACGAAGUGAUUGAGCCGGGUGUUAUGGAUACAAUUCAGCGUGAAUUACUGCUGUGCAUAAUGGAUACACAGUCGAAUCAGGAUCUAAUUGAAGUCGGCGUAAAUUCGUUCACCAAAAUAUCUGCAUUCGUAUCGCCGGACAACCGAGUGACGGUGUAUGAUGCAAUCCAGAAGUACUUGGGCCGAAACGAUGGUGAUGUUGAUGUCAAACCACUUUUGAAAGAGUUUGCUAAUGUAAAUCCAAUCGAGGUGCACGACAAAGUUGUCAGCCGAUUGUUGAACGACACAGACUUUUCGAAAGAUCCGAAAGUUUCGAACAAAAUUUUCGACGCUCUGUGCGUUCUGAUCGGUGUACCAGAGUUGAGAGAAGAGAUUUUGAAAUUCAUUUUCAAGUCAGCCUUCGAUAUGGGUUCGGCCACCCAAUUGCUGGCGCUACAGAAUCUUCGUAAACUAUUGGAAACCACCCAAACCAGCGAAUUGUUAGUUGAACUGUCUGCCAAAUACAAGAUUGUCGAUCAAUUUGUGCAAUUCGUUCAUAAUAAUCCGGCGUUGGAUAGUGACAUCUUAUACCAAAUUUCGAUUAUCUUAAGACUGGUCGUCCAGUCAUUGGAUGCGAAAGCGCAGCAAGACAUCGUCAAAACGUAUCUGACGAAAAUGAACUUACAGACUACUCAGGACUUGUAUCUGACGUCUGGCAUCCUGGGAUUUCUCGAUGAUACCAUCGAUCUGGAGGAUCACUUUGACCACAUCGUUAGCGAACUAACGAAAUUGGCAUUGUUGAGUGCGGACAAGAAACUUACCCAAAUUGCGCAUCACUUGCUGUGCAGUUUGUUUAACAGAGCUGAUGAAUCGGAGUUAAAGAAAUCGGUACUGAAACGCACGAUCAGUUUUUUGAAGGAGGAAAUCGUGAAAGGCGAUAAAAAAGCGGUGGAAAUUUUGUCGUGGAUUGCCAAAGGAUUAAUGGUACGUGGGCACACGGAUGCGGCGGAGCUCGUCGAAUCGAUCCUUGAACUACUCGACCAUCCCACAUUAGCCCAUGCGGCUGCACUAGCAUUCGAAAUAAUUUCGUUGGAACAUCCCGGUCUUCAUUUGCCCGUAUUGAAGCACCUGUUCAAGCAAAAACUUUUCCAAAUUGUGCUGAAGAAGCUGUGGAGCAAACUGGUCGAUUUCACCGAACAUCAUUUGACCGCAUUCGUUCAUGUGCUUCGCAUCACACCGCACAUUGUGCUGAAGAUGAACUUGGACAAGGUUGGUCCAAUUUUGUUUAAGUGCCUGGAAUCGCAGGCAGUUACUCCACUACUCGUAUCAAUGGACAUCUGCAAUGGAUUUCUUAAGGAUAAGGACAGUUACUUCCAAGACCACUUUCAGCACAUCAUCGCCAAUUUCCUUCGACUGACAAAAUACAAAGAUUGCAUGAAAGUGCGCAUUGCAGCCCUGCAAUGUCUGUUAAUAGUUAGCGAAUAUCCCGUUUUCGUUGUGGUCCCCUACAAAUACGAUGUAUUGCGAGAACUCCAAACUGUGCUGGAUGACCCGAAGCGUCUGGUUCGAAAUGCAGCCGUUCAAACGCGAAAUCGUUGGUUCCUGAUCGGAUCAGCGGAGAAGAAAUGAAAGAAUUUGUUGGACUAAUUUCUGUUGUUGGCAAAUAAAAAUUUUCUAAAAUUUUA